UUAAAAAAUAGAAAUGGCAGACAAAAAAUACCAUAAGCCUUAUCUACUCGUCGUCUGCUGCUACGCCUGCAAGUUCGAAUAUGAAUUCCAUUUUAUUUUCUUGGAGAACUUAAGCAUGGCAGUACCAGUACAGCAACCCAAAUAGGCCGCUGGAGGCAUUCCAUUAGGGAGAUUCGACAACGGAACCGAUCACCAGUACUGUUUCAAGCUUCAAGUUCGCCGUCGCUUCUCCGACCUCAAUCGGCCCUGUCGCCUCAGGUUGAAAGCACUUCAUAUAACUAAUUGAAAGAUUCUGUACAAUGAACGGAUCAUUUUGCUGUAAUCAUAUACAACAACAUCCACAAUUCUUUAGAAUUCAACAUUCGAGCUUCUCCUCGAGGGGAAGAAACCCUAUUCAAUGGCCAUCUGCAGUUAUACAGACGGCGGAAGGCCAAGCGGCGACCGAGGAAGCUGACUCCCAAUCGGAAUCAGUUGCUCGUCGCCUUAUUCUGCUUCGUCAUGCCAGGAGUUCGUGGCAAAAGCUCUCACUACGAGAUCAUGAUCGCCCAUUGAGUAAAGAUGGAAAGGCUGAUGCUAUUAAAAUUGCUCGUAAACUCCAAGAAUUGAAUUGGAUCCCUGAACUUAUUUUAUCCAGUGACGCCAAGCGAACCAGAGAAACGCUUAAGAUAAUGCAGAAUGAAGUUAGCAGUUUUUCUGAAGCAGAGGUGCAUCUCAUUUCCAGUUUUUAUUCCAUUGCUGCCAUGGAUGGUCAGACUGCGGAGCACCUUCAACAGGUUAUCUGUAAUUAUUCGCGGAAUGAGAUAAUUACAGUCAUGUGUAUGGGACAUAAUAGAGGGUGGGAAGAGGCAGCCUCAAUGUUUAGUGGCUCCUCCAUUGAACUGAAGACAUGCAAUGCUGCUUUGCUUGAGGCUUCAGGAAAAUCAUGGGACGAGGCAUUUGCUUUGGCAGGACUAGGUGGGUGGAAGCUUCAUGGCAUAGUAAAACCAAAUAACAGUUCAUAGAACGUCUUAAAAGUUUUUCUAGAGUUCUAUCUAUAGAAUUUUUCCCUGGUGGGUUUGACAAAAAUUCGACUGGUCGGCCUUGUGCAUAUUUAGCACCGAAAAGUUUUACCAUUUAACUUUUUCCUCUUAAGUCAGGAUUCUUUGUGUCGGAAUUAGAAAGCAUCUUCAUACAUCAACAGUGUGUUUUGAUUUUGAAUGGUUUUUUCUUUGAUAGUUAAAAAGUGCUUGUUCGCUCAGCAGUAAUUAAGAACUUGUUAAACUGCUCUUGGAGGAUAUUAUUGUUAAGUGAAGUAUUUUAACAUGAUUGUAUAAUAAGUGUUCAAU
This is a messenger RNA of Momordica charantia (bitter melon), 1325 nucleotides long. RefSeq names its product Phosphoglycerate mutase family protein. Lineage: Eukaryota; Viridiplantae; Streptophyta; Magnoliopsida; Cucurbitales; Cucurbitaceae. The record is from RefSeq and is a predicted model, not a curated record.